AUGGCCAUGAAAGGGAAAUGGAGUGAAGUCGUGGAUACAUGUACGGAAAACCCAUUUCUUCUAUCGGCCGGUGGUAUCACCAGGACAAAGGACACACUAUUACACCUAGCUGUCUCUGAAGGCCAAGAAAAGACGGUCCUGGAAAUUACAAAGGUCAUAUCGGAACUACCAAUUAGUAAGGAGUUUGUUGGACGUAGAAACGAUGGAGGGAAUACCGCUCUUCAUCUUGCUGCAGUGGUGGGGAAUGUUGCCAUGUGUAAGUGCUUAGCAGGGAUUGAUUCUUCGUUGAUCGUUGCACGUAAUGAAGACGGAGAAACUCCUCUUUCAUUGGCAGUGCUCUUUGGUAAAAACCAAGCAUUCAUAUGUCUUACCCAAAUGCUUAUGCUGGAUAAGGAGCGAUUUAGCCAUUCCAAAACGAUGAAAUAUGGUACUCACGGGUACACGAUUCUUCACUACGCCAUUAAUGGAGACCAUUAUGGCAUGAUUGUUGAUGAGCACGACGUGGAACAAAAUCAUGAUCACCCGAUAGAAAGGAACUACAGAGCAUGCGUCAACUUCUUACUAUUGUUUCGGAAUUUGGUUAGAUUAAUUGGAUGA
Messenger RNA from Juglans regia (Persian walnut), 597 nucleotides. RefSeq lists its product as uncharacterized. The record is from RefSeq and is a predicted model, not a curated record. The coding region runs from base 1 to 597 and encodes 198 amino acids. The transcript is spliced from 3 exons. NCBI's taxonomy places the organism in Eukaryota, Viridiplantae, Streptophyta, Magnoliopsida, Fagales, Juglandaceae. Gene Ontology annotation, molecular function: protein binding.